This is a messenger RNA of Camelus dromedarius (Arabian camel), 7226 nucleotides long. Its product is annotated as contactin-associated protein-like 3. The coding region runs from base 168 to 4100 and encodes 1310 amino acids. NCBI's taxonomy places the organism in Eukaryota, Metazoa, Chordata, Mammalia, Artiodactyla, Camelidae. The record is from RefSeq and is a predicted model, not a curated record. The transcript is spliced from 24 exons.
GUGUGGCCGCAGGUCGGGGCGCCCGCGGCUCCGGCUGCACGGGCUCGCGGAGAGCGGAGGACGGGACGCUGGCGACCCCGAGAGGGAGGGAGCAGGCAGGCCCCAGCUCGGCGCAGCUGCCUGGACACCUUGGGUUUUGGGGCGGGGGAGCCCCGGCGACUGUGAACAUGGACCCCGUCGCGGGAGCCUUUCUCAGGAUGCUCUUCCUUUUGUCUGCUCAGCCGUGGCGCACAGGAGUAGCAGGGAAUACUUAUAACUGUGAGGCUCCUCUGGCGUCCUCCUUGCCCCGGGCUGCCUUCAGCAGCUCCUCAGAGCUGUCCAGCAGCCACGGUCCUGGCUUCGCAAGUCUUAACCGCAGAGAUGGAGCCGGUGGCUGGUCUCCACUUGUGUCAAAUAAAUACCAGUGGCUGCAGAUUGACCUUGGAGAGAGAAUGGAGGUCACAGCUGUGGCCACUCAGGGAGGAUACGGGAGCUCUGACUGGGUGACCAGCUACCUCCUGAUGUUCAGUGAUGGCGGGAGGAACUGGAAGCAGUAUCGGCGAGAAGAAAGCACCUGGGGUUUUCCAGGAAACACAAACGCAGACAGUGUGGUGCAUUACAGACUCGAGCCUCCUUUUGAAGCCAGGUUCCUGCGCUUCCUCCCCUUGACGUGGAACCCCAGGGGCAGGAUCGGGAUGCGGGUCGAAGUGUACGGCUGUGCCUACAGAUCUGAGAUGGUUAGUUUUGAUGGGAAGAGUUCCCUGCUGUACACAUUUCAUCAGAAAUCCAUGAAUUCAACCAAAGACGUUAUUUCUCUGAAAUUUAAAACCAGACAGAACCACGGGAUUCUACUCCACAGAGGAGGACAGAAUGGUAAACACAUCACACUGGAGUUAGUUAAAGGAAGACUCAUCUUGCUCCUUCAUGCAGGCCAUGCUAACCCGCCCUCCCCCGAGGCCCUCGCGCUGGGCAGCCUGCUGGACGACCAGCACUGGCACUCUGUCCUCCUCGAGCUCUUCAGCACGGACGUCACCUUCUCCGUGGACGGCCACACUCAUCGCUUUCAAGCAAAGGGAGAGGCCAGCUAUUUGGAUCUGGAUUAUGAGAUCAGCUUCGGAGGGACUCCUGGACACGGAAAAUCAGUGGUGCUCCCUCAUAAAAACUUUCAUGGCUGCUUUGAAAAUCUCUAUUAUAAUGGAGUGGAUAUCAUUGAUUUGUCCAAGAAACACACACCACAGAUCCUCAUCACGGGAAAUGUGUCCUUCUCCUGCUCACACCCUCAGACCGUCCCUGUGACUUUUCUGAGCUCCAGGAGUUACUUGGCUCUGCCAGGCGUCUCCGGAGAGGACCGCGUAUCCAUCAUCUUCCAAUUUCGAACGUGGAACAGAGCAGGACUCCUGCUGAACAGCCAGUUUCAGCACCAGUCGGGAGCUCUCAUCCUGGUCCUCAGUGAUGGAAGACUCAAGCUGAGCCUGUCCCAGCCUGGACAUCCAGCGAGGGACGUCACAGCAGGUGCUGGCUUAAAUGAUGGGCAGUGGCAUUCUGUGUCCUUAUCUGCAAAAGGCAGUCAGCUGAGUCUGACGGUGGACGGUGAGGCAGCCUCCAUGGCUCAUGCCCUGCGGGGGCAGAUUGAUUCAGGCGACACCUAUUACCUGGGGGGCUGUCCCAACAACAGCUCUCGCUCUGGAUGCGCAAGUCCCCUGGGUGGAUUUCAGGGCUGCCUGAGGCUCAUCUCCAUUGGCGACAAAGCGGUGGAUCCCAUCUCAGUGCAGCAGGGGGCGCUGGGGAGCUUCCGUGACCUCCAGAUAGACACCUGUGGCCUCACAGACAGGUGCCUGCCCAGCUAUUGUGAACACGGGGGCGAAUGUUCCCAGUCCUGGGACACCUUCUCCUGCGACUGCGCACACACUGGUUACACGGGAGCAACCUGCCACUCCUCGCUGUACGAGCAGUCGUGUGAAGCCCACCGGCACGAAGGAGACUCUUCGGGGCUCUACUACAUUGACUUGGACGGAAGUGGCCCGCUGGGACCGGCCCUCGUGUAUUGCAACAUGACAGACACCACCUGGACCUCAGUGCAGCAUAACGGCUCCCACUCGGUCAGAGUCAAAGGAUCGAAUGGAGAAAGCCCCCAUCCAGUGUUUUUCAAGUACGCAGCCGACAUGGACCAGCUCCAGGCCGUAACUGACCACGCAGACCGCUGCGAACAGGAGCUGACUUUCCACUGCAAGAAGUCAAGGCUUUCAACUGGCCACGAUGGAACCCCAGUGAGCUGGUGGGUUGGAAGAACCAAUGAAACACACACUUACUGGGGAGGUUCUCUGCCUGAUGCUCAAAAAUGUACUUGUGGAUUAGAGGGGAACUGCAUUGAUUCUCAAUAUCACUGCAACUGUGAUGCUGCUCGCCAUGAAUGGACCAGCGACACGGUGGUCCUUUCCCAUAAGGAGAAGCUGCCGGUCACUCAGAUUGUGAUGAGAGACACGGGACGACCACAUUCUGAAGUGGCUUAUGCACUGGGGCCUCUGCUCUGCUCAGGGGAUAAGUCAUUUUGGAAUGCGGCUUCCUUCAAUACCGAGACCUCAUACCUUCACUUCCCUACGUUCCGAGGAGAGCUCACUGCGGAUGUGUCUUUCUUUUUUAAGACCACAGCUUCCUCUGGGGUGUUUAUAGAGAAUCUGGGGAUCACAGACUUCAUCAGACUCGAGCUGCGGGCUCCCACAGAGGUGACCUUUUCCUUCGACGUGGGGAAUGGGCCUUGCGAGGUCACGGUGGAGGCCCCCACCCCCUUCAAUGACAAUCAGUGGCACCGCGUGAGGGCGGAGAGGAACGUCAAAGAAGCAUCGCUGAAAGUGGAUCAGCUCCCUAGCGAGACGCAGCCGGCCCCGGCUGACGGGCAUGCCCGCUUGCAGCUCAACAGCCAGCUCUUCGUGGGUGGAACAGCCAGCAGGCAGAGAGGCUUCCUGGGAUGCAUCCGGUCUCUGCGGUUGAAUGGGCUGGCCCUGGAUCUGGAAGAGAGAGCCACAAUGACACCAGGAGUGGAGCCAGGGUGUCCAGGACACUGUAGCAGCUACGGACACCUGUGUCGCAAUGGAGGGAGGUGCAGAGAAAAACGCAGAGGGAUCGCUUGCGACUGCACCUUCUCUGCGUACGACGGGCCAUUCUGUGAGCACGAGGUAUCUGCCUAUUUUGAAAGCGGCUCCUCGGUUACCUACAGUUUUCAAGAGCACUACAAUUACACCCUUAGUAAGAACUCCAGCUCCUUCGCAUCUUUACUGCGUGAGGAUCUGACACUGACCAGAGACAUGGCCGCACUGAGCUUCCGGACCACGGGGACCCCCAGCUUACUGCUCUACGUCAGCUCCUUCCACGAGGAGUACCUGUCCGUUAUCCUCGCCCCGAACGGAAGUUUGCAGAUCAGAUAUAAGCUAGACAGACACCAGGAACCUGAUGUUUUUAACUUUGGUUUUAAAAACCUGGCUGAUGGCCAGCUUCAUGAGGUGAAGAUUAACAGAGAAGCAGCAGUGGUCUCUGUAGAGGUUAACCAGAAUACAAGGAGACAAGUCAUCCUGUCGUCAGGGACAGAAUUCAAUGCUGUCAAGUCCCUUGUGUUGGGGACGAUCUUAGAGUCCCCCGGCGCGGACGCCGACACGCUGCGGGCCGGCGCGCGCGGCUUCACCGGCUGCCUGUCCGCCGUGCGCUUCGGCCCCGCCGCCCCGCUGAAGGCGGCGCUGCGCCCCGGCGGCCCCGCCCGGGUCACCGUCCGCGGACGCGUGGCCGCCGCGUCGCGCUGCGCCGAGGGCGCGGGGCCCGGAGCCCCCGCGCGGGAGGCGACCCGCCCGCUGGCGGGCGGCGCAGGUCGCUCGGGACCAGCAGAUGAGAGCGAGCCCUUAGUGACUGCGGACCGGAGUGACUCCGCGGUCAUCGGAGGUGUGAUAGCCGUUGUGAUAUUUAUCUUGCUCUGCAUCACUGCCAUCGCUAUCCGCGUUUAUCAACAGAGGUGGCUAUACCAAAAAAACGAAUCCAAUAUUCCCCAAAAUGGGGACAAUGCUGAGACUGCCCUGAAAAGUGAGCUCAACAUGCAAAGUGCAGCCAGCGAAAGCCAGAAAGAGUAUUUCUUCUGAUCAGCCGUGACUUACUUAUUACUAUGAUGAUGUGACUUUCUUGUUAAGCCAGGGGCUCCUGGUGGAGGAAACCCUCCUCUCGUCCUCCUGGGGCGGGCGCUGGGUGGGCAACUCCGUCAGUUUGCUCACACGUGGUCCCUGGAGGCUCUGCUCAGUGCUCCUUGAUCUAUUUAUUAGCAGUGACUUAAGUGUGCUUGUUAAUCACCGCUUGUCAGUUUCUGGCUGUUCUGACCUGAUCUUCUAAAACUGAAAUGUAUUUUGCAUAAUUACUUUGGGUUCUAAGUGGGAACAAGGAUUUGAGCUGUGGCCCUGCUCUCUUAAAAAUCCAACACGGAAGUUUAUAAAAGUCAAAGUUGGCCUCUCACGUUUUGUGUUACAUGGAAACCUAACCUUCCUUAAUUGAUCACCUGCUGACACUGGUCAACCAGGAAGUGCUUCUCAAAUGGUCUUCAGCUGCAUUUCCAUAUUCCUGUGAACCAGAGCCCGGUGGCCAAAAAUGCAUUAGAAACCUGAAAAAAGAAAAGAAAGGAAAAGAAAAGAAACAUUUUGGGGGCUGAUUGUUUUUACUGUAUGUCUCUUUUAAAUCAGUUUUGAUACAUUUUAGUGAUGAAACAAGUGUUGAAUGUCAGAUAUGAAGAAAUUACAUUAAGUCCAGCUAUGAAACAGAAAAUUUGCAAGUAGAGAAACAUAAAGGAUUUCAGUCUGUGAUAAUUUGCUUAUUUAUGUUCUUUGCAAUUGGUCAGGAUACUCUUUGUAAACUAUAAUAAUGAUCACCUAAUGAUCUCACAGAAAUGAAUAUUUUCUAACUAAAUCUGUGCCCAUAUAUAAAUUCCAUAUUUAAUGUUGGAAAUAUAUCCUCCAUCCACAUCUGAAUGAAAUGUAAUCCUAAAUUUAUUUCCUUUAUAUAUAAGGUGACUUUUCUUUGUAGUCUUGUGGGGUUUUUUUUCCUGAAAGUUGUAACAACGCUUUCAUUUCCUGUUAUUGUCUGUUCAUUAGGGAAAAAGUCACAUUUUUUUUUAAUUUAGAAAAAACUUUAAUUGAAAUAGAGUCAAUUACAAUGUGUCAAUUUCUGGUGUACAACAGUGUUCCAGUCUUGCAUAUACAUACAUAUAUUCAUUUUCAUAUUUUUGACAUUUUGAACUAAAUCUCUCCGUUUCCCUUUCUACAUUUUGAGCCGAUCUAGGCAAGACAUCCCCUGAGUUACCCUCUCACCUAAUUACCACUAGGAAUACCAGUGGAAGAAUACUUAUGCUAAACGAAGAUGCAGGUUAUAUAAUCUGAACAAAAUCUGUCAUUCCAGUCAAGAUUCUGGGAUCUUGAGAUCUGUCUCCAACAGAGCACUCAAAAUCAACUAGUUCAUUUUAAGUAGGGUAUAUUCUAGGAGAGUGAAAAAAAAAAUCCUAUUAACUAUGGGAGUUGAUCCAGUAACUACUUUUGUGGCAGUGUCUUUAGAUAAUUGCAUGGAGUCACCAUUUGCACUGAAAAGCCGGUUGUAAUAAAAAUGGGCUGCCCUCUCCAUACCGCACCUGCCCUGUGCCUGCCAGGUACUUCCUCUGACCACAGGGAAGGAGGCCACGUGACCGUGGAGGCUGAGACUGGAGUGGGGCAGCUAAGCUCCAAGCCAAGGAACACCAAGGACGGCUGGCCACUGCCAGAAGCCAGGAGGAAAUAAUGGAACAGAUUCUCCCCUCAAAGCUUCCAGAAAGAACCAAUCCUGUUGACACCUUGAUUUUGGAUUUCUGGUCUCCUAAAGUAUAAAAGAAUACAUUUCUUUAUUUUUUUAAGCCAAAAAAAAAAUUGGAACUGUAUGUGCUUAGCCUUGCUAUGACCUUUGAGUGUAUACCAACUUUUCUGUGUUCUUUUUAAAGAAUGGGAAAAGAUGUCCUCUAUAUUGCCUUUUCUCAAAAAUUUUUUUCUAACGCUUUUGUGUUAAUUUUCGACAAGGUGUAACAGACCACCACAAAUUUAGUGACUUCCUACAACCAGUACUUACUAUCUCCCACUUUCUGCGGUCAGGAGCUGGGCAGGGGUUCACUGAGACGUCUGCAAGGCUGCAGUCAGGUGUCUGCCCGGGCUGUGUUCUCAUCUGGAAGCUCAGCCGGGGACGGCUUUGCCUCCUUGCUCCCAUGAUCACUAACAGCCUUCCAUUCCUUCCUGCUGGGAGGCUUAUGGAAGCUUAGUUCUUCAAGGCUAACAAGGGACAGGGAGGCUCCAGAGCAAGUCUGCCAGCAGUAGGGAGUCUACAGAAUGGAAUGUGAUCACGGGGGUGGCAUCCCAUCACAUUUGCCAUAUUCUUUUGGUCAGAAGCACGUCACAGGUCCCACCCAUACUGAGGGGGAAGGAUUAUAUGACUUGAGUCAGCAGGCUGGAAUCACGGGGACCACUUUAAAGCCCAUCUGUCAUAAUACUAUAUCCACAUUGACGUUUCUUUAAAUGAAUGAUGAAAGACGUUUGGGAUCUCAAUACAGCAAUAUGUGAAGGGCCAGUCCUUGUCAAUGGUGUAUGUAGUUUUUUUCCCAAGGGUCUAUGUAGUUGGGGAAGGAUUCAACACAAAAAUGAUAGGCUCCAUUAAAUGCAUAGCUGUAUGUAAACAUCAUUAAAUCACUGCAAGGUUAAUCAGUGGUCAUCUUCUGUUCCAAAAGAAUGCAUCACUUUGAUAGCUAAAAUUUUACAGAUUUAUAGAAAGUGAAAUCCACUGCACUCUGCCUUUUGUUUUUUUUUUUUGCCAGCAUUUUAUUUUAUUUGAGUUUUUUUUUUUCCUGUUUGUUUUUGGUGUGUGUAGGGGGAGGUAAUUAGAUUUAUUCCUUUUUUUUUUUUUUUUUUAGAGGAGGUACUGGAGAUUGAACCCAGGACCUUGUGCAUGCUAAGCAUGCGCUCUCCUGCUUGAGCUGUACCCUCCCCCCUGCUCUCUUUUCUAAGGAGAAAACUUUAAAGUGUUUUUACCAAAACUUCAGUGAUGCAUUAUCAACUUCCCCUGAUGGAUUUGUAAAUGUUUGCUGCUUAUUUGUGAAUAAAAUAACAUUUUUGAAUUAAAUUAGGAAAAUAUUUUUAAGAGAAGUUGAAUGACAUUUGAAUUAUGGAAUUAUAUUGUUUUUCCCCUAAAAUAUUAAAACCUGUGCAAAAGUA